Molecule: messenger RNA, 1379 nt
Organism: Marchantia polymorpha subsp. ruderalis
Lineage: Eukaryota; Viridiplantae; Streptophyta; Marchantiopsida; Marchantiales; Marchantiaceae
Source: the annotation of a GenBank genome assembly
UAGCGACCGCCUGUAACCCGAGCGGGAGAUGGAGACUGUGGAGCAGGGUUUCUCUGCUGGUACCGGCUGCGGCAUGUCGAUGGCGUGUCCACCCGAAGCGUGGGGUCACCGGCUGGGGCCUCUCCGGAAGGGGAGGCACCGGUGGUGAUAGUGUAGAGGGCAACGCGUGAGGCGGGGAACCGAGCAACGACAACUUCUCGCCCUGUGCAGUCGGGGGAUCGCAUGCCUGAAUGUCCGUUCACCGGGAGUCCCAGUAGAUUCCAGCUCUGCCACCAGUCUCUAUCCUUUUGAUCAUUUGUUUGAUGAUGUAAGAUCAGAUCUCGCUCCGUCGACGCGGGACUCAAUCAUCUGGAAACUCGUUGACGAGAGAAAGCUCAUUUUCAGCCCCUUGGAAAUCUACGGAAGAAUCUGGGACUGCUGCACGGAUUGCAUGUUAGAUUAUCAUGCAAGACUGAACUGGUAGCUACGUACAAAUGUGUACGUGCAGUCCUUCAAUAUGUGCACGUUUUCGUCGACGACAGAUUUCCAAGUGGACGAGAGUGAUUGAUCACCCUCGCAUUUCAGAAAUCAUUUCAGUUUUCCAUGCCAGAAGCGAAGAGGACGAUUCGAAUGUUGAGAUCCACCGAGAGAUCUGUGCAAGAGGACAUGCACGACCGAACCGAUUUCAGAGCAGCACGUGCACCGGAACUCUUCUCGUUGUCAGCAUGGUUGGCCUCGUCCGAAAGGCCCAGAUUCAUAAGCCACCGUCCAGAACUCGCCGACAGUUCACUUUGCCAACAAGAGUGACUGCGCCGCCGUGGGAUUUAGAGAUCCUUAGCGUCGGUCGACAUGAAGAAUGAGCAAGAUAGAUUUCACGCCAUGUCUAUUCGACUCUCUUCCAGGAAUCCAUCUAGCUCCUCGCUCGCUGCAGCACUCGCCACGUUAUUUGAUUUGCUUUGUCAUGGACCAAACAAACCAUGCACCGACUUAGAUUGAGGAGACGCUUCGAUCAGGAAUAUUUCAUUCGAUGGUGGCCCUUCGAAUAGCAAUUUGCAGCUUUCAGCUGGUGGGUGCGAGAUCUAGGAUCUGAUGUGAGGUCGCCACUGGGUUGGGAACACUGAUCUCAUGAUAUUGCAAUGGAGCAGGUACUGGAAUAGAAAACCGAAUCGAAUUUCUGUCCAGAGAGAGAGAGGUCAGAUCAGUCUACUGCUACCGACGCUUGAUCGAGACCAAACAUUCUUCGAUCGACCGAAUGUUGCCAUUCUCUUCACGACUGCCAUCGUUGGCCUUCGUCGUCGUUUUCAUGCCCCGCACACUCUGAUGGACUCGACUGUCAUUCACAAGGUGCCGUGAGUGGUCGACUGGCCCUUGAUCAUUGACCUCGUGGACACGUGCGAGAA